Molecule: messenger RNA, 321 nt
Organism: Oppiella nova
Lineage: Eukaryota; Metazoa; Arthropoda; Arachnida; Sarcoptiformes; Oppiidae
Source: the annotation of a GenBank genome assembly
CCUCCGAAAAAAUUAUACAUAACUGAUAGCAAGAAUCAACAGAUAUCUGGACUCAUCGGACCAGUUGAAGAGGGAUCUGAUGUCCGUAUUAGUUGUGUAGUGGAAGGGGGCCGUCCGCCCCCGAGUGUGCACUGGUAUCGCGAUAAUGGGCUGAUCGAUGCCUCGGCCACCGCUGGUGACGGAUCUCUUAUUAGGUUCGUGAUGUCAACCCUGAUCAGUUGNGUUUUGUUGGUGAACUUGGACUCCAACUCUUUCCUAUCAAAUGUCAAGUCGUUUGACUCGAUAGCUCUUUGGCUGCUAAGUGUCCGGAGGGGCACAUAG